AUGGUCCUCUCCUCCCCGAGACUUAGACUCCUCUGGCGGCACUUGGUCAACAGUCGGAUGGGAGACAUGGGCUCCAAAGCACAGAUGCCCACCGCAGAGAGUGCACUGCCCGGCCGCACGGACAGCUCCAUGAAAGUGUCCGAUAAACAUGACGUGAACGGGAACAGAACCGUCCCUCCUUUCCCCGAGGGCACAGAGAGCGUCAUCUUUGGUAUGGGAUGUUUCUGGGGGGCGGAGCGUAAAUUCUGGAAGCAGCAGGGCGUGUACUCCACUCAGGUGGGCUACGCUGGAGGCUACACCCCCAACCCCAGCUACAAGGAGGUCUGCACAGGGCAGACGGGACACGCUGAGGUGGUGAGAGUCAUCUUCUUCCCAGAGAAAAUUAGCUUCUCCAAACUCCUCAAAGUGUUCUGGGAGAGUCACGACCCCACGCAGGGGAUGCGUCAGGGGAACGACUGUGGGACGGCGUAUCGCUCUGUGCUCUUCACCUCCACUCCUGAACACCAGCAACAGGCUCUGAGCUCCAGGGACCAGUACCAGAAGGUGCUGACGGCGGAGGGAUACGGCCCCAUCACCACUGAGCUCUCUGAGGGCAAGACCUUUUACUAUUCAGAGGAUUAUCACCAGCAGUACCUGAGCAAGAACCCGGACGGGUACUGUGGUCUGGGGGGGACCGGGGUCUCCUGCCCCAUAGGGAGGAGCCAGGACUGA
Knipowitschia caucasica is the source of this 711-nucleotide messenger RNA. NCBI's taxonomy places the organism in Eukaryota, Metazoa, Chordata, Actinopteri, Gobiiformes, Gobiidae. The record is from the annotation of a GenBank genome assembly.